Messenger RNA from Aureobasidium subglaciale EXF-2481, 2520 nucleotides. RefSeq lists its product as uncharacterized. NCBI's taxonomy places the organism in Eukaryota, Fungi, Ascomycota, Dothideomycetes, Dothideales, Saccotheciaceae. The record is from RefSeq and is a predicted model, not a curated record. Gene Ontology annotation, cellular component: endosome. The transcript is spliced from 2 exons. Bases 1 to 2520 code for a protein of 839 amino acids. Gene Ontology annotation, molecular function: protein binding.
AUGGCUUCGAGCAACAUCCUACAUCUUCCCUUCCGUCGCACGCACAAUGUGUCGGUGGCCGAAGCCAUCAAACGCUACAUCUCGACCAAAUAUGACCAGCACCCGGACAUGUUCACAGCAGACCUCGAACAAAUAGACCAUCUCAGACAUGCCGCCGUUCACGCCCUGGAGCCUCACACAAGUGGCCUCCGCAAGCUCCAGCAGUAUGCUGCUCAGCUCGUCUGGAUGGGUGCAAAAUUCCCCGUCGACAUUGGUCUGGAGUUCGUUUGGUAUCCUGCGCUAGGUUACAAUACCCAGCGGCCCAUCUCUCAAGACAACAUUCGCUUCGAACUCGCCAACAUCCUUUUUAAUCUUGCCGCCAUGUAUUCCCAACUGGCCAUGUCAUCCAACAGAAGCACUAGCGAUGGUCUGAAAGCUGCUUGUAACUACUUUUGCCUUUCUGCUGGUGUCAUUUCGCAUCUCAAGACGACCAUUGUCCCAGACAUGAGGACUGCUCCACCAGAAGACAUGGACACUUCCACUCUGGAGAGCUUGGAAUACCUUAUGCUUGCUCAGGCCCAAGAAUGUUUCUGGCAAAAGGCUGUGAAAGAUGGACUCAAGGAUGCCAGUAUAGCAAAGCUCGCUGCUAAGGUCAGCGACUUCUACAACGAGGCUGGCGACUGGGGCAUCAAGAGCGACUCUGUCAGCAGUGAAUGGAUCCACCACAUGAAUGCCAAGCACCACCACUUUGCCGCUGCUGCUCAAUAUCGCGCUGCUUGCGACUGUCUCGAGAAAAGAAAGUACGGUGAAGAGGUUGCCCGUCUACGCGACAGUCUAAAGUGCGCCGACGAAGCUCUGCGCGAGGCUAAAUAUGUCAACAAGGCUGUUCAAGACGAUCUGAACGGCUUGAAAACAAGAGUCUCAGAAGACCUCAAGAGAGCCGAGAAAGACAAUGACAUGAUCUAUCUACAGCCCGUGCCGCCCAAGUCUGAGCUUAAAACGCUUGACAGAGCGAGUAUGGUCACAGCCAGAGUACCCAAGGAAGUCUCCGAACCAUUGACCAUGCUCGGAGAUCAUGGAGAACUUGGUAAACCGCUGUUCUCGAAGCUCGUGCCAUAUUCGGUACAUGUUGCGGCAAGUAUCUAUGCUGACCGUAGAGAUCGUCUGGUCAACAACACCAUUGUCCACGAACUCGAAGAUCUCACUGUCAAGAUUCACGAGCUCUUACAGUCCAUUGGACUUCCCGGAUCUCUGCAGGCUCUAGAAAAGCCGCUCGGCCUGCCCCCAAGUGUCGCUAGCCAUGCUGAGGAGAUCCGGCAAAUGAACGGUAUCUACAGACUUCAUGGCGCCAUGGCUGACACAGAAAAGCUGAAGAACAGCGACCGUGCAACAUACCAAGAAGGUGUCGAGAUGCUGCGCGCUGAGGCAGCCGAGGACGACGCUGCGCGACGAAAGUAUGGAACUGACAGAUGGGCAAGACCACCCUCAAACGAAGCCUCCCGCAAAUUGUACGCUCAAGUCACCGAGAUUGAUGGUUAUCUCAAACAAGCAGCGAACAGCGACAAGCUCGUGCAGAAGAAGUUGAAGGAUAACGAGACUCUGAUCCGUUUGCUCGCGGGCACAGAUCGUGAUCUUGAAGACUAUGUCCCAAGCAGUCGGCGCGCAACCAUGACUACCAAGGUCGAGAGGGAAGCAAACAACCUUCGUGCUGUGCUCAAUGAUAUUGCCCGUUUUGAGAAUCGUCGCAAGCGUAAAAUCGAGGAUAUACGGACAAAGGCAAAAGCAGAUGAUGUCAACGCCGAACUCCUUCGUGAGGCCGCGCGUCUUGAGAGGGAGUACCCCAUGCAAAAACUCGAGGCAAUACAGUUCGAAAGCUUCUUCGAUCAAAGACUAGAGAAGUAUACCGCAGACCGUAACGGCAUUAAUGCGGAAAGUACCGAGCAAGACGAACUGCUUGAACGUGUACAACAGGCAAACAGCUCAUUUACCGUUGCCAGAAAAGGAGACACCUCCACAAAGGACCGUGAGCAAGCUUUACAAAACCUGGAAAAUGCGUAUCUGGCCUACAAGGAAAUUAUCUCAAACCUUGAGACUGGUCGCAAAUUUUACAACGACCUUGCCAGCAUAGUCACACGCUUCCGCGAUGACUGUCGCAACUUCGUCUACCAACGACGCGCCGAAGCUUCAUCUCUGGAGAACGACGUGAGCACUUCGAUGGCUCAAAUGAGUCUGCAAAAUGCCAAUCAAACCAACUUGCGCCAGCAGAAGCAGCAGGAGGUUUUGAAGAAUCAACAGCAACCCCGUGCAACGCAACGGACAGGCCCGCCGCUAGCAGCGCCCCUGCCCACUAGAGCCAAUGUCGCUCCUCCCCCUAUAGCGGCCGUAUCGCCUGCUCCGGGCAUGUGGACGCCAGAGAUGGGUAUUCGAUUCGGAGGACCCAGCGCUGCGGCGUCGCCGGCCAACAAUGAAGGUGUUCCUUCCAAGCCCGUGGCGCGCGACAAUAGGUGGGACCCCAGCUCGCAAAAUAUCCAAUUUAGGUAG